AUUUUGCAUUUUUUGCAUUCAAAUUUCUGGUAGUAUUCUUUGCCUGUAGUGACACAUGUCACUUUCACUUUCACUUUUUUUGUAAAGCACAUUGGUCACACGUAACUUCAGUCAUUAUAGAGGUUUAGAGGUAGAGAGUAAAACGUUGCUCCAACUGACAUGGAUUAUCUUCUCUUUUUUAUGGAGAAUCCCUGUGUAGGAGAACUAGCAUUGACCAACAGAGAUGAACCAGGAUAAAUUGGAGACUACAGUUGGUGUUAGGACAGCAGGAACAGAGGGAUCGUCUGUAACCCUACAAACUGAUGGACAAGAAUAUAAACAAAUAACGUGGAUGUUUGGACCACAGAAAUGGAUUAUAGCCAGAUGUAAUAUACGUGACACCCCACUGUGUGAGAUUACUGAUGAGACAUCUCUCACCGGUAUGAACCUCAGCCCUGAACAAGCUGAACUUUAUAAACGGAUCAUCAACUCAUUCAGAGACAGACUGAAGAUACACAAUAAUGGAUCUCUCACCAUCAAGAACAUCAGCGAUGAACAAGCUGGACUGUACACACUACAGAUCAUCAACAAAUCUGGUAAAGAGGAUAAGAAGGAAUUCAGUGUUAAUGUCUCUGCUCCCAAGAUUGUCAAUGACUCAAAAUGCUCAGAAUGUGUCUGCCAGUGUUCAGUGGAGCAUGUCACACGGGUGUCUCUCUCCUGGAUCAUCAGCAGCACUGCUCCAUUUCUGGAGGUGGAAUAUCAGGAUACCAAUGGAAACUGUGUGGUGAACAAUUCAGUCACUGACCUGACUAAACACUGUCAGUGCAUGAGUCCAAGAUCAGAUUCAGAAUCAGGUCUGAGCCCAUGGCUGAUAGGUGUGCUGGUGCUGCUGGGUGUUGCAGUAGUUGCAGCAGCAGCUGUGAUUUUUUACAAGAAUUUUUACAAGAAAUGUAAAGCAGAACAAAAUGGCAAGUAUUACCUACAGUCAACACAGAUUGUGUAAAAGUAGCCUUUAAACAUGUUUUUCUUAUUCUUUAUUUUUAUUAAUACCCAGUUGUUUCUUUUUACUGAAACCUUUUACUGAAUAUAAUGUAAUAUUAUUGCAGUGUUCAUCAGUGCAGGGGUUUUUGGUUAAAUGCCUGAAAUGAGGUCUGUGGUGAACACAAGCUCAAGAUAUUUUCACGUUUUAUUCUAUGAUAUAAAAUACAUCAAUAAUAUCCUCUUGUGAUUUUUUUAAAAUCUUUGACUUGUCUUGAACAAGGCGGUUGCUAACAAGUGGGACAACAGAGAAUGUUGAGGACAUU
This is a messenger RNA of Megalobrama amblycephala (Wuchang bream), 1283 nucleotides long. RefSeq lists its product as uncharacterized. Bases 224 to 982 code for a protein of 252 amino acids. The record is from RefSeq and is a predicted model, not a curated record. NCBI's taxonomy places the organism in Eukaryota, Metazoa, Chordata, Actinopteri, Cypriniformes, Xenocyprididae. The transcript is spliced from 4 exons.